ACAAGCGAUGGAGGCACAACUUGUAGAACUAUUGAAGCUCACCCGAGUCUUUUCGAUGUGGCCUCACAAAAUUAUCACGACCUCAACAACCGUGAAAAUAGUUGGAUCUACAUUGCUGCUCAAUCACAGCUGCCUGAUCAAUGUUUUUCAUUAGCAGUUUAGCAAAGUUGAUGGUGGUGUGCGUGUCUGUGUGAGUGAAAGACAGAGACGGAGAGCGAGCGACAGAUUUUCUGUUAUAACCUUCAUGUUAUGGACGCACAGUGUGAGUACUCGGGUCGCAUCAGAGCAUCGGGCGGGGAGACCCUGCAUCGUGACCUACGAACUUCUGACCCCUGCGAGUCAGGGGCGGAUUAGAGAAAUUUUGUUAGGGUGGCAUGAGGGUGGCAAAGAAGUCAAACGGGGUGAAAAAUCAAAGCCUUUUUUUGCCCCCCAAACACAUAUGCAGGAUGUUACAUGUGGUUAAAAUGAUUCAAAUGCAUUCUGACGAGGACAGCUGAGUGAUGUUGUUGGUGAGCUUGGAUUAAAUCAUCUCUAAACAAAGAACUUGUCCUCGUGGUGACUGACUUGGGGAGUGGAGGUCAGCGAGCCCAUUGUCUCUGCUGGUCCGACUCCAACUACAAAGCCGGCCCGCUCGCCCCCUCCUGAGUCUGAGAGGAGAUCCAGAGAGAAAGAAGUGAAAGCAGGCUGAAACCUCAGCACAUGGAUGAUAUCAGCCAAAAACAUCCAGCGCCAGCAAGUAAAGAUGAGCCAGCAGCGAUCCCUGUGGAAAAGACUUUUCCCGCUAUGAAGCAGCGCAGAAGAUGCAAGAGCGCCAACAGUGAGGACAGAAGCUUGAGCUGUGAUCGGUGUGGAAAGACCUUUACUCAGAUUGGUAACUUAAAAUCACAUCAGCUGAUCCACACCGGUGUGAAACUAUUUAGCUGUGAUCAGUGUGGAAAGACCUUUACUCAGAUUGGUAACUUAAAAUCACAUCAGCUGAUCCAUAACGGUGUGAAACAAUUCAGCUGUGGUCAGUGUGGAAAGAACUUUACUCAGAGAUGCAGCUUAAAAAUACAUCAGCUGAUCCACACCGGUGUGAAACCAUUCAGCUGUGAUCAGUGUGGAAAGUCUUUUACUCAGAUUGGUAGCUUGAAAACACAUCAGCUGAUCCACAGCGGUGUGAAACAAUUCAGCUGUGAUCAGUGUGGAAAGUCUUUUACUCUGAGUAGCAACUUAAAAACACAUCAGCUGAUCCAUACAGGUGUGAAACCAUUCAGCUGUGAUCAGUGUGGAAAGAACUUUACUCAGAGACACAGCUUAAAAAUACAUCAGCUGAUCCACACCGGUGUGAAACCAUUCAGCUGUGAUCAGUGUGGAAAGUCUUUUACUCGGAGAUGCAUGUUAAAACAACAUCAGGUCGUCCACACUGAAUUUAAAGCUUUCAACUGUGAUCAGUGUGGAAAGUCUUUUACUCAGAAAGGUCACUUAAAGAGACAUUAUAUGAUCCAUGUUGGAGGUAAAUCAUUUGUCUGUGAUCAGUGUGGAAAGUCUUUUCAGGAUAGAGAUCACUUAGAGAAACAUCAGGGCGUCCACAGUGAAGUUAAACCUUUCAGCUGUGAUCAGUGUGGAAAGUCUUUUACUCACAAGUACAACUUAAAAACACAUCAGCUCAUCCACAGUGGAGAGAAACCAUUCAGCUGUGGUCAGUGUGGAAAGGCUUUUCGUAAUAAGAGCAACUUAAAAAUACAUCAGCGCAUCCACAGUGGAGACAAACCUUUCAGCUGUGAGCAGUGUGGAAAGGCUUUUCCUUACGGUAAUUACUUAAAAAGACAUCAGCUCAUCCACAGUGGAGAGAAACCUUUCAGCUGUGAGCAGUGUGGAAAAUCUUUUACUCAGAUGACUAUCUUGAAGUCACAUCAGCUCAUCCACUCUGGAGUUAAAUCAUUUGUAUGUGGUGACUGUGGAAAGGCUUUUUUUGAGAUUGAUAGGUUAAAAUCACAUCAGCUCAUCCACUCUGGUACUAAACAAUUUGUAUGUGGUCAGUGUGGAAAGGCUUUUACUCAGAUGAAACUCUUAAAAAUACAUCAGCGCACCCACUCUGGAGUUAAAUCAUUUGUAUGUAGUCAGUGUGGAAAGUCUUUUCGUAAUAAGAGCAGCGUAAAAAGACAUCAGCUCAUCCACAGUGGAGAGAAACCUUUCAGCUGUGAGCAGUGUGGAAAAUCUUUUACUCGUUUGACUAUCUUAAAAUCACAUCAGCUCAUCCACUCUGGAGUUAAAUCAUUUGUAUGUGGUCAAUGUGGAAAGGCUUUUACUCAGAUGACUAGCUUAAAAUCACAUCAGCGCAUACAUUCUGGAGUUAAAUCAUUUGUAUGUGGUCAGUGUGGAAAGGCUUUCUUCUUUAACAAAGAUCUAUUGAGGCAUCAAAAAACCCACAAAGUGUCCUCCUGUGAGAAAAGGGGCAGACCAAUGGGACAGUACCCUGACAGGGUUCAUGUGAACACAGUGGGAGAAACAGGGGAUCUGAACAAAAGUUCUUCUGGAUGCUGCGUCAAACUUAAAAAGCUUGAGAUCAGGCUUCACAGAAUUCAGCUUUAAUUUCCUGAGAAAGUCAGAGCUUCACUAUGUCUUUGUAGAUCUAGUGAAAACAUGAAAGGGUGCAAAAAGAGGCACUGUGGUACUGCAUGAUGAAGUCAGAAGUGACAGAGAAGUAUGUGAGUGUGGUUCAGGACGUGUGUGUGGUAGCAGUGACUACCACACAUACUUGGGUUGAAGGUGGGGGGAGGAUUACAUCAAUUCUGAGCCCCUUCUUUCUUUUUCAAAGCGAGGGCAAUGCUCAGGAAAGGAUGAUGACAAUAGAGCUGCAAGACAGGAUGGAAAGAAAAAGAGUUUAAGAGAAGAUCAUGAAUGUUGUGAAGCGAUUGAGCCGCGAUCACAAAAUCUUAGCUUAUGGAGUUAGUUAUCCCAAUACAAGUUUAGCAAGUUAAACUUCACUGUCUGUGUCCACAAACAGCAUACAGAGCAAACAUUACUCCAUCAUCUGAUCACAAGAAAAGCAAAAUGUCAGAACAGUUCACCUUCUGGGUCAAACUGUCCGACCUGUUACUGUUUAUUUGGUUGUUCAUCGUGAGGUAAUUAUCAGUGUCAGUGCUGUGCCACUUCUGUUGAAACUCACAUGAAAUGUGUUUUAAAUGGGCUCUAUUGUCUUACAAUACUGUGUGAGUCUGUUUUGCUCAACAAAGACACAACCCCUCCUGCAAUGUUUAAUGUUACAGUAAAAAAAGGUAAAUUCAUAAAUUUGUGUCAUUUUUAAACAGGCAGUAUUUAGAAAAUUAAAUAUAUUCUUACCCAUGUGUAAAGUUUUCAGUGGUCUUUGUUUUAUUACAGGAUGUGAGUGUGUUUUGCUUAAUGAAGAGACAAACCUUAAUUUUUUCUACAUUGCAGUAAAAAUACUUUUAUUUUAAGUCAUAAGUUUCAGUCAUUUUCAUCCAGGUAGUAUGUUAAAGAUUAACUGAAUCCUAUGAAAAAUAAAAUGU
Messenger RNA from Pelmatolapia mariae (spotted tilapia), 3512 nucleotides. RefSeq names its product gastrula zinc finger protein XlCGF26.1-like. Bases 700 to 2574 code for a protein of 624 amino acids. The record is from RefSeq and is a predicted model, not a curated record. Gene Ontology annotation, biological process: regulation of transcription by RNA polymerase II. Gene Ontology annotation, molecular function: DNA-binding transcription factor activity, RNA polymerase II-specific; RNA polymerase II cis-regulatory region sequence-specific DNA binding. The transcript has 3 exons. Lineage: Eukaryota; Metazoa; Chordata; Actinopteri; Cichliformes; Cichlidae.